UUCUCAAAUGCAUUCCUGCAAACGAGCACUAGAUGUACCGUUUUAGGGAGAAAGCGCAUGACCCACCUUUUGUGCCGGGAUAUUGACCCUCCCGCAACCACCACCCACCGCCGUUGCAUUCAGCUCAGCCACCUCUAACGCUAGCUUCGGAUCCCUCUUUCUCUUCGCAAACCUGACAAAACCACCAAAGUUCUCUGUUCGCAGAAGAAAAAAAAAAAAACGAAAGAGGAAAACACGACCUGAAACUUGAUCUCUUCUUCCUCAAAAUCCCAUGCCCAUGUCUCAGUUAUGUCCGAUUCUGAUAGUGAAUUUGCUUUUCUUGCUGAGCUCUAUUGCGGCGUCGUUUCCGAAUGGAUCCCGUUCGAUCCUUCGAGAAUUAGGCAACGAUAACGCUGUGAAGGUAGACUACGCCGUCGAUGUGAACGUCACCAAUUUCGAUGCAGUUCUUAGAGACACUCCUGCUACUUUUGCCAUCGUCGAAUUCUUCGCCCACUGGUGUCCUGCUUGCAGAAAUUAUAAGGUACCGUAUGGAAUGUUUUUGUUUCUGACAUUUGUGGAUGUACAUGUAUAUUUCCUUACUGUUUUUGGUCUUGGAGCUUCUAAUGUGCAGCCCUACUAUGAAAGAGUUGCAAGGCUUUUCAAUGGACCUGAUGCAGUGCAUCCUGGCAUUGUGUUGAUGACAAGGGUGGAUUGUGCUUUGAAGAUAAAUAAUAAACUUUGUGAUAGAUUUUCGGUGGGUCAUUAUCCCAUGCUAUUUUGGGGUCCCCCUUCCAAAUUUGUAUCUGGUAGCUGGGAACCUAAAAAGGAGAAAAGUGAAAUUCAUGUAAUUGAUGAUGGAAGGACAGCUGAACGCUUGCUUAAUUGGAUCAAUAAGCAACUAGGCAGCUCUUAUGGUUUGGAUGAUGAGAAGUUUGAAAAUGAGCAUCCUCCAUCAAAUAUAUCAGACUCUGAACAGAUUGCACGUGCUGUUUAUGAUGUUGAGGAGGCAACAUCUAUCGCUUUUGAAAUUAUAGUUGAACACAAGAUGAUCAGAUCAGAGACUCGUGCUUCACUUAUUAAAUUCCUUCAGCUUUUAGCAGUGCAUCAUCCUUCUAAGAGGUGCCGGAAGGGAAGUGCAGAAGUGCUAGUAAACUUUGAUGAACUGUGCCCACCAGACAAAAACCAGGAGAUUGUUGGUAAUGGCAAGAGUGUGCUGGGGAAUUUCCAGAUUUGCGGAAAAGAAGUUCCUCGGGGAUACUGGAUGUUUUGCCGUGGAAGCAAGAAUGAUACUAGGGGCUUCAGUUGCGGACUAUGGGUUCUAAUGCAUUCAUUAUCUGUGAGGAUUGAGGAUGCGGAGAGCCAGUUUGCCUUUACAGCUAUAUGUGAUUUUAUCCACAAUUUCUUUAUUUGCCAGGAGUGUCGCCAACAUUUCUUUCAAAUGUGUUCAAGUGUUAGCAGUCCUUUCAACACAUCUCAUGAGUUUGCCCUUUGGUUGUGGAAUGCACAUAAUAUGGUAAAUGAGAGAUUAAUGGAGGAAGAAGCGUCUCUUGGAACUGGUGACCCCAAGUUCCCGAAGAUUGUUUGGCCUCCGAAGCAGCUAUGCUCUUCAUGUUCUCCCUCUCAUGGCCAGAGAGAUGAUGGAACCAAUCGGAUUGAUUGGGAUAAGGAUGAGGUAUACGAGUUCUUAACUAAUUAUUAUGGGAAAACACUGGCUUCCCUUUACAAGGACAAGGGUCUUCUUGGGAGUGAAGUGACUGAUGGGGCUAUUGAAGAUUUGGUGGCCUCAACAAAUGCAGUUGUUGUGCCGGUGGGGGCUGCCUUGGCAAUUGCUCUUGCUAGCUGUGCAUUUGGGGCGCUUGCUUGUUACUGGCGUUCGCAACAGAAGAGUCGGAAGUAUUACCAUCAACUACACUCUUUAAAGAACAUAUGAUAUUUAAGAGGGCAGUGGGCUUUUUCAAAAUUAUAAUGAAGUAUAACAGAAAAAGGAAAGAACAAAGAUAUAGUGAGGGUGAGAAAGAAAAGUGAUUUUAAUAGUACCGUAAAUUUUCUUAUUUGUUUUCAUUCCCCAAUAUUUCAGGCCAAGGAGGAAGCCGGAACUAAGAUAGUUAGAAGGACCAAACCAAACACAGCCAUUAACUGCCUAGUUGGUGAAAUCAGGCUCUGAUAGGAAUCCAGAUUACAUACUCACUUGCCUGCUUUGAGGUCUUCUUCUUUACCCUCUAUUCGAAAUUUUCCUUAAGAAUGUAUACUCUGGAUUUGUACAGAUUCUUGUCAUAAUUGUAAUUUUGGAAGAGAACUUUUCUUGGUCAUUUUAUUUUAUGUACUUGUAUUUGUAUACUUCUCUUGUGCACUGCAUGGAUCCACAUUUUGCAUGUAUCUGCUUAAUGGAAUGCUUGCUUCUACUUU
Messenger RNA from Manihot esculenta (cassava), 2385 nucleotides. Its product is annotated as sulfhydryl oxidase 2. Gene Ontology annotation, biological process: protein folding. Lineage: Eukaryota; Viridiplantae; Streptophyta; Magnoliopsida; Malpighiales; Euphorbiaceae. Gene Ontology annotation, molecular function: flavin-dependent sulfhydryl oxidase activity; protein disulfide isomerase activity. Gene Ontology annotation, cellular component: Golgi membrane. The coding region runs from base 272 to 1909 and encodes 545 amino acids. The record is from RefSeq and is a predicted model, not a curated record. The transcript has 10 exons.